Salvia miltiorrhiza (redroot sage) is the source of this 1599-nucleotide messenger RNA. Its product is annotated as type IV inositol polyphosphate 5-phosphatase 9-like. The transcript is spliced from 7 exons. Gene Ontology annotation, biological process: phosphatidylinositol dephosphorylation. Bases 131 to 1393 code for a protein of 420 amino acids. Lineage: Eukaryota; Viridiplantae; Streptophyta; Magnoliopsida; Lamiales; Lamiaceae. Gene Ontology annotation, molecular function: phosphatidylinositol-4,5-bisphosphate 5-phosphatase activity; phosphatidylinositol-3,4,5-trisphosphate 5-phosphatase activity; inositol-polyphosphate 5-phosphatase activity. The record is from RefSeq and is a predicted model, not a curated record.
UUCUGCACUUUCGUGGUUUCACUUCCACCUAUAAACAAUACUGGCUCUACAACACUGACAUUCCAUCACGGAAGUAGGAAUUAAUGUACUUCUCUAUAUUUAAAUAAAGCAGAGAUUUCCCGUUGACAUCAUGGUUGCAGAGCUUAUCAUGGAGGCAAGUAAUAUCCUUAGGAAAAGAGUGGUCGAUGAUUCUUUCAUUCCACACUUUGGUAAUAUGCCAGAAACUUCAGCACAAAACUCAAAUCAAGCUUACUUCAGCUCCCAAGAGUAUUGUAUUCCUCAAGGAUCUUUCGAAGUGUUUGUAGGCUCUUGGAAUGUAGGAGGCAUCCGACCUCCAGACAACUUGAACCUCGACAAGUGGCUCAGUACUCAAGACACCAUGGCAGAUAUAUAUGUGUUAGGGUUUCAAGAAAUUGUACCUCUCACUGCUGGAAAUAUUUUGGCGGCAGAAAAUAGUGAUAUUUCAAAGCACUGGAACUCUUUAAUCAAAGCGGCCCUCAACAAGAGAACACUAACGGAAGAUACAUUACAAAAGACAGAAGUUGGAGAGUCACAAAGAAUUUAUCCCCUAAGAACACAGAGUUCUAUCAAGUCAAAUGCCACAGAUUAUAAAUGCAUAAUAAAUAAACAAAUGGUAGGAAUCUAUAUUACCAUGUGGGCAAGAACCGACCUACACCAGUACAUCAGCAAUCUGGGUGUCUCAUGUGUUGGAUGUGGUAUCUUGGGGCGCCUGGGAAACAAGGGUUCAGUCUCCAUCAGAUUUUGCUUGCAUGAAACAAGCUUUUGUUUUGUAUGUAGCCAUUUGGCUUCAGGUGGUAAAGAAGGUGAUGAGAGACACCGAAAUGCAGAUGCAGCACAUAUAUUGGCGCGCACCCUAUUUCCACCUGAACCCCUCCAGCAUUUGCCCAGAAAAAUUCUAGACCAUGACCGGGUGAUUUGGCUAGGUGACUUAAAUUACAGGAUUCACCUGCCUGAGGAUACAACAAGAUCCUUGGUGAAGAAUAAAGAAUGGAGCUUAUUGUUAAAAAAUGAUCAGCUGAGAGCUGAGAUGAACAAAGGACGUGUCUUUGAGGAAUGGCAUGAAGAACUAAUUGAGUUUGCACCUACAUAUAAAUAUGACCGGAAGUCAGAUGACUAUUAUGGAUCCGAUCACAAAAUAAAAGUGAAGAGAAUGCGAGCUCCUGCAUGGUGUGAUAGAAUAAUUUGGUUUGGCAAAGGACUGAAGCAGAUCCAGUACAACAGAGUUGAAUCUAGAUUAUCUGAUCAUAGGCCUGUUUACGCAAGGUUCACUGCAUAUGUUGAGGUGUCUAAACUCCCAGGAAUGCAAGGCAGCAACUUGUCAAGCAGAACUGCUGAUUCAGAAACCAAUUUAUAUUUAAGUAAAUCUGAAUGAAUAAUUCCUAUAUUUUGUAGCCGCCUAGUGCUUAGAGUAUAUAAGGAAAUCUUAAUGUACCACCUCCACCGCUCCCCCGUCGCUAGAUAUGUAUAUUUAUGGUGGCAAAGGUACAGAGAGUGCUGAUAUACAAUGAGAAAUAUUGUCUACAACCUAACUUUUGAAUUGUUAAAAUUUAUUAAAUUCAAGUUGAACUUUCACAGAAA